Molecule: messenger RNA, 519 nt
Organism: Camellia sinensis
Lineage: Eukaryota; Viridiplantae; Streptophyta; Magnoliopsida; Ericales; Theaceae
Source: RefSeq, a predicted model, not a curated record
AUGUUGCAAACACAUAUACCUUUAGCGUUAGAUUCAGAUACAGAAUCUGAUGACCUGAAUGCUCAAGCAGUAUCUUACAAAAAUGAAAAAGGAAAAUGUGUCAAAGAGGAACUCCUAGCGAAAAGCGUGAAGGAAUGGAAAGAAGAUUUAGAUGCUUUGCUGAAACAUGCAGAAUUGUAUCAAGAAUACAUGAAACAGAUCGAAAUUCCAACACUCCGUGGGUCGAUUAUCCCUUUCAAUACAUGGCAACAACUAGCCAAAUCUUUGAAACAGUUAUAUAAGCAACCCUUGCAUUACCUCACUAAUGUUCAGCUGAAACAAUGGGACAAAGCAAGGAUCAACACUGAGGAAGAACAAAUCCCAAUGGACAACUUUCUGCAUCCUGCUAAAGCUGAAGCAACCAUAUGGCUCAUGGAAGAAAUCCAUAGGGGUCACACAUCUUGUGAUUUUCUUGCUAAACUUUGGCUCAAUGACCCCAUGUAUCUUGCCUUUGUAGAUCCAAAAUAUCCUAAAUUUUAA